UUGGUAGCCAUUUUGGGUUAUAGUGAUCUACAAAGAGUCUCAUGGUGGUUGUAUUAUUGAAAGAUGGUGUUUUUUUUUAAUUGAAUCACAAAAAACAGGUAAGAGUUUUUUUAUCACAUCAUUCCCUCAUGACAUAUAAUUUCAAAACUACUAUACAAUAAAAAGUAAAACCUACAUCACAGGUUAGUAUGUGUGGGCAGUUUCUUGUAAAAAUUUUCUAACCUCAAAGCUAAAACAACAUGGGAGAUAUUGCAACAUACAUUUAUUUUUAUCAUUCCCUCACCAUAAUUCCCUCACAAUGAGGGAAUUACACAUUAAAUGAGGGAAUGACAUAAUUUAUAAAUUACUGUUAUUGUUCAUUUUGGGGUUAUAUAAUUCAUAUAUUAUAAUCACGAAGUGUUUUGGUAAUUUAUGAACUGUAUAUUUCCUUCACAGAUUGUUUGAAAUAAUCAUGAAUGGAAAACAAAGUGAUGCAAAAGCAAGAAAAAAAGAGUAUGACAGGAGACGGCGUGAAGAAAAAAAGAAAAACCCACAACAAUUAGAAAUAAUGAGAGAAAAAGAAAGGCUAAAAUAUGCUAAUAAAAGGGCUUCAGGAAAUGUUAAGAGUGUAUCAGAAAUGACAUCAAGAGAACACAGAGCCAAGAAAAAGCAAUGGAAGACCAAUUCGAAGAAAUUUAGAGAUAGUAAAAAGUAUAUACGCGAAUCAUUACAGGUAAUGUUGAGAAACUCUUCACUGCCACUGAGUCCAGAUGACCCACACCAGGCAAUGAUACAGCAUGACUCUGAACCAUCGUCAUCAAGAAAGAAAUGUGGACGGAUGACUGUUAAAAGGAACAGAAGUACCAUGUUUAGAAGAAUCAAAGAACUUGAAAAAAAACUUAAGACAACAGAAAACUGUGCUGAAAGAUACAAAAAAAGGUACAAAAAUCAGAGAAGCAUUACACAAAGAAUGCUGAAUUAACUCCUCGAACUAAAGUUACAAUGAUAUUAGGAAAGGAGAAAGUAUCAUCGGAAGUCAGAAAGAGAUUAUUAUUUGGGGAAGUCAUAAGUACUGAAUUAAAAGAAAGUGUGAAGAGAACAGGGAAGAGUCACAAUAGUAAAAAGAUGCUUCAAAGAGUUGUUGCAGGAAGAGUGUUAAAGAAAUACAGAAUGUUAUCUGUGGCUAAAAAGCACUGUAAUUUAAGUUACUUGGCUGGUCCAGUUCACAAGAACGUUAGAUCACAUUCAAAAAGAAUUCAGUGUCAGGCAAGAGGUAAAGUGUUAACCGACUACAUGAAGAACGAUGUUACGAGAUUUUUUGAAAACGACGAUGUCUCUCGUAUAUAUCCCGGCAAAAAGGACUGUCUUACCAAAAAUGGAGUGAAGAAGCAGAAGCGUCUACUAAGUAAUACCUUGCAGAAUUUACACAAGAAAUUUUCCGACACUGUUUCUUAUGGAAUAAGUUAUGCAUCAUUUUGCAGAUUGAAACCAUUUUGGAUAGUAACCCCAAAGCAUUCCGACAGAGAAAUGCGCAAAUGCAUCAUCCAUGCCAACACUGAGCUGCUUGUUGCGAAAUUGUAUGAAGAGAAGAUUUUUCAAUAUAAAAAUCCAGAUGAAGUUCUCCUAUCUCUGUGCUGCGAUAGUUCUUAUCCCAAGUGUUUGAGGAGGAUGUGUAACAAUUGUAAAGAAAAAUGUAUAUUGUAUGAAGUCCCAGAUGCAGAGAAACAAAUAACUUUAAAAAAAUGGGGUAAUGAAGAAGUUACAUACUUAAGUAAAGGAACCGAAACAAAAAUUAAGAAAAUGAUAAAAAAGGAAGUUGCAACUACGUGUAAGGAUUUAGUUAUCCAACUAGAAACAACAUUUAAUAAAUACAUGAAUCAUGUAGCAAACAUUGUUCACCAGUACAAAGAAUAUUCCAAGGUAAAGAGUGAAUUAACACCAGGGACUGUAGUUUUACACGUAGACUUCAGUGAAAAUUAUGCAUGCAAAUACAAUGAAAAAAUUCAGUCUGUGCAUUUUGGUGGUGGAAGGCAACAGAUAAUAUUACACACUGGUGUUCUUUAUUCUGCUGGUGAAUCUGGUACAUCAGUAAAAUCCUUUUGUUCCAUUAGUCCAAGUUUGCGACAUGACACUGUAGCAGUUUGGUCUCAUCUACAGCCUGUUUUCCAGUGGGCACAAGACAAAGAGAAUUUGCAUACUGUACAUAUUCUAAGUGAUGGCGCUGGAAGCCAGUACAAAAAUAAAACCGCUUUCUACAUAAUGUCAAACUUUCUUGACCGUUUUUUGCCAACAAUAGAAAACUUCACUUGGAACUUUAGUGAAUCAGGACAUGGUAAGGGUGCUCCUGAUGGUGUUGGUGGAUGCCUUAAGCGAACUGCUGAUAGAUUAGUUGCAGAAGGUAAGGAUGUUUCAAAUUUUGAAACAUUUGUAAAAGUUCUUGAAGAUAACUGUAAAGGAGUGAAAUUAUUUACAGUUAAAGAGAAAGAAAUUGAAAGUUUGGAAGAGUAUUUGCAUCUCGAGGAAAAGAAGAUUGAAGCUUUUAAGGGUACAUUACAGGUUCAUCAAGUUGUCUACUGCUCAAGGAAGAGAAGUAGCGGUCUGCAAUUCAGAAGUUCAAGCUGCUUCAGCUGCCAACAAAAAUGUGUCCAUUUCUUUCUUGGUGAAGGAUAUAAGUCUAAAAAGAACAUGGAAAGUUAUUACAGGAAAGACAAUGAAAUAAACGGAGAAAAUGAAAGUGAACCAAAUGGCAGUGUCGAUGAAAGUGGCUUUGAGAAUACACAUUAUGAAGGAAUAACCAAAAAUGUACACAAUUACAACAUUGGAGGUGUGACUGACGACACUUACAGUGUUGGAGAAUGGGUUCUGGUAAAUUACGAUGGCAUCAAAUAUCCUGGUGAAAUAACCUCUAUAGUAUUUGAACAUGCAGUUGAAGUAUCUGUGAUGCAUCCAGCAGCUGGUGGGACUUACAAAUGGCCGACAUUGCCUGAUAGACUGCUUUAUAACUUGAAGGAUGUCGUGAAGAAGAUAAGCGGGCCAUGCCCAUCAGGCUCCAGAGCAGCCUUCUUUGUUUUCAAAGACUUGUGAAAAACUAUGUUAAAAUAUUUUGGCAAUGUUUCUUUUUUACAUUAACAUGUUUUAAAAGUAUUUUUUUUUGUUUUUAAUAUAACAAAUAUGUUAUAGUCCUCUUGAUUUAAGUUUGUUGUGUGUUUUUCCAACUAUUGAACAAAUGAGUCUGUUAAAAUUUUGUGUCACAAUUUCAUUUCUUUACAUGUCAGAAUUUUUAAAAUGUAAUAUGCUGUA
This is a messenger RNA of Bacillus rossius redtenbacheri, 3279 nucleotides long. RefSeq lists its product as uncharacterized. Lineage: Eukaryota; Metazoa; Arthropoda; Insecta; Phasmatodea; Bacillidae. The transcript is spliced from 2 exons. The coding region runs from base 982 to 3063 and encodes 693 amino acids. The record is from RefSeq and is a predicted model, not a curated record.